Molecule: messenger RNA, 381 nt
Organism: Gaeumannomyces tritici R3-111a-1
Lineage: Eukaryota; Fungi; Ascomycota; Sordariomycetes; Magnaporthales; Magnaporthaceae
Exons: 5
Coding region: 1-381 (126 amino acids)
Source: RefSeq, a predicted model, not a curated record
AUGUCCGCCGUUAAUAUAAAAAAAAACUUCCUUUUUAAAAUUGCUUUUUUCGCUUUUUUUGUUGCCGUUACCUUUUUGCUUGCGUUUUAUAUAAUGCUUAUUUCGUGCAUUGCGUUAAUAAAUGGUUGUAACGAAAAAGGGAUUUUGUUAUUCGUUAAGGAUUUAACAAGUUUUUUAUUAAUUUUUUUCCAAUUCCAACCUUUUAAAGUUGGUGCUUAUUGCUACUUUAACGCCAUUUUAACGGCUAUUGGGUUUUUAAUUUUCCGCGAAUUAUUAAUUGCAUGCUUUAUAACUUUGUUAAACCAAUUAAUUUGGAAGCUUUUGCGUGCAUCGGUGCAUUUUUUAAGCGCUUUAAUAUUUAUACUUUAUAAUAAAGGUUAA